AGUAAGCAGAGGGAGGGUCUCCGCGCGCGCUCAAGCGGCUCUCAUUUCAUUUCAAACCUAAAUGAAGUUUAGCUGCUGCUUGUUUCUCCUUCUUUAGUGAGUUGCUUUUCUUUAGUAGCCUAAUCUGAGUUUAUCUAAAAGGCAAAUCUCUGAAUCUUCUCGCGCGAGACAGUUAUAGGGGUUUUUGGAGCAACAGGAGGUUUCAGUAAAGUCAGAGGAGGAGAAGGAGAUUCACUGAGCGCGCAGCUGGCUGUCUGAACGCAGUUUGCCCUCCAACAUGCGCUCACCUGGAGACCAUGUUUGGGUGCUCUGCGGCCUGGUUCAGGUCCUGGUCUUGGUCAGUCCUGCUGCAGGAUAUAACCUGGAUCAAGAGCACAGCUUGGUGUUCCGUGGCCCCGAGUUAUCUAUGUUUGGAUAUUCAGUGCUGCUGCAUCGUCAUGGAGCUCAUAAAUGGCUAGUGGUUGGAGCUCCCGUAGCUAACAUGUCCUCCAAGCCAUCGGUUAAAUCUCCCGGAUCUGUUUUCCGCUGCAACAUCACGGCUGAGCACCACGUUUGCCAACCUUUGCAUGCUGAUGUGUCACAUUGUGGGAAGACGUGUCAACCUGAGAGCGAUUAUCAGUGGCUGGGCGUCAGUUUGUCUCGACAGGAGGAACAAAACGGUGGCCGUGUCUUGGCAUGUGCUCAUCGCUGGAAGAACGUCUACUACUCCAGGCAAGACAACCUAAACAACAAACUACCCAACGGGGUGUGUUAUCUCUAUGGAAAUGACCUUUCAUCACCCCGACACAUGAUACCCUGCUACAAAGACCACCAGAGGAAGUUUGGUGAGAAUUAUGGAUCGUGCCAGGCGGGUAUUUCCAACUUCAUGACGGAGGAUCUGAUCAUCUUUGGGGCACCAGGAACGUCCUAUUGGACGGGUUCAGUUCUGGUCUACAACAUGACCAGCAGAGGGAUAUCAGUGUAUCUGGAUGACGACACCGGAGCGGUCAGCUUCGGAAGCUACCUGGGUUACUCGGUUGGAGCGGGUCACUUUCUGAGUCCUUCCUCUGUGGAGGUGGUGGGUGGAGCUCCACAAUACAACCAGAGGGGCAAAGUCUUCAUCUUCUCGGUAAUCAAUGAGAAGCUGCAGGUGGUUUCAGAAGUGUCUGGAAUGGAACUGGGAUCUUAUUUUGGCUCCAGUGUGUGUGUGGUGGACCUGAACGCCGACGGUUUAUCGGACCUGUUGGUUGGUGCUCCCAUGGCAACGGGCGUCACCAGAGAGGAAGGACGAGUGCAUGUGUAUAUCAACGACGGACAGGCAAAGCUGAAGGAGGCAGAGUUCCAGCUGAAAGGCAGCAACUCUUUCGCUGCCCGGUUUGGGGAGACCAUCGCUACCCUCGGGGACCUGGAUGACAAUGGUUACCCAGAUGUUGUGGUUGGAGCUCCACAGGAAGACAACCUCAAAGGAGCCAUUUACAUCUACAAUGGCAGGAAGGACGGCAUUUCACCAACUCCAUCACAGAGGAUCACUGGGUCCUCUUUGGGUCAUGACCUGAGGAUGUUUGGACAGUCACUAAACUCUGGUAUUGACAUAGAUGAAAAUGGCUACGAGGAUGUGGCAGUUGGUGCGUUCCUCUCAGACUCAGCCGUGGUCCUCAGGACCCGCCCGGUCAUUCAGGUGAAUGCAUCCCUGCUGCUGCCUGAGCAGAUUGACCAGCAAGUGGCACUGUGCAGAAAUCAUAGGACUCAAACUGUUUGCCUCAACGUUACCAUCUGCUUCACUGUAUCCUCCAGACGUUUCAGAGGAUUCAUAGAUCUGCAGUAUAAUUUGACCUCUGACCUUCUUCACAAACCGUCCUUCCCUCACCGUUUCUAUUUCCACGGUAAUGGAACGUCAAACAGCAUCCGGGGACAUGUCAAAGUGCGACACAGCCACACUACUUGCACAACACAUGUGGCAUAUCAGAAGAAAGAUGUGAAGGACAUUUAUACGCCGGUUCAGUUCCAGGUUUCUUAUGGUCUGAGAGAAACAAGGAGCCACAAAGUCUCUAGAAGUUUUCCUCUUUUGAAGCCUAUUUUACAGCAAAGUGAAGGCCAUCGUAACACCAUCAGCAACCAGACGCAGUUUGCUCGUUCCUGCUCCCUGGUGAACUGUUCCACCAACAUGCAGCUGUCAGGUCAACUAGUGCUGCCACAUCAGCAGAAGUUCUUUGCUCUGGGAUCUGGACAAAUUAUGCUGAAAACCUCUCUGCUCAAUGCCGGAGACGAUGCCUUCAUGCCUCGGCUGAUGCUGCGAUUCCCAAAACACAUCCACUACAUCAAAGUGCUGCAGAACCAGGACAACGGGAUCAGAUGUGAUGUCACAGAGGAGGUUAACGCUACGGACGUGAGCGUUCAAUGCAACAUCAACAGCCUUGUCCUUCCAGCCCACACUCAGAUGAAUAUUAGUUUCCUGUUGGACAUUAGUCAGAACAGCACACCUGGAGACGCCCACAUUCACAUCAACACCAGCAGUGAUAACUAUGAGAGGGAGGAGUAUCUCCAUGACAACGCCAUGAUGCUCGUCCUUCCUCUUAAAUAUGGAGUCAGUGUCAGCAUCCAUGGUUUUGUGACUCCCACUUCUUUUGUGUUUGGAGAUGAAGAUUUGAUUCCAGCUGAUUGCUACCCAGAAAAAUUCAACUACACAUACAACGUGAUAAACUCGGGUCCCAGCAGGGCUGUAAACACCGUGGUGGGCAUUGCACUGCCGAAGAUCCUGGCACCGUACCGGCACAGGCUGAUGCAGGUCAUCGACUGGAAGUCGUCACAUGGUUCGUGUUCGAUAAGCGACACAUCCGUUUCGGUCAUCGAGGACUGUGAUGUCCCUCGAGCUUCCUUCAUCAGGAAACUCAUGUUCUUCUUCUCCCCCACCUCCACACGCACCAUGUUCUGUGGACACAAAGAUGAGCUGUGUGAGCAGCUGGUGUGUCAUCUCGGUAACCUGGAUGCAGAAGGAGAUGCUAGCAUACAGCUGGAGGUCAACCUGAACCCUGCUGUUCUGCUGCAGGCGCCUGGUCGUCACGGUAUCAUGAAGCUGGAGAGCACGGCGAGGAUUUUAUCUCCUAAAGAAGAUCGUCACACUGUCCUCAUUAAUUCUCAACUUGUGACACAGUUGGUGGUGGAAGCUGUUUUUACCCAGAAACCCUCAACGGCUGUGAAGAUCUCCAUCAUCGUUGUGAGUUUAGUUUUGGGCCUGAUGAUACUGGCGGCUCUAAUCUGGUGCCUGUGGAAGGCUGGUUUCUUUAAGAGAAACUUCCAGAAGCAGCAGGAGUUCAACAGGGACAGCUGGGACUAUGUUCCUAAACACGACAAGAGGAAGAGCUCUGCCUAGCCUCCACUGCUGCCCUGGACCGUGGCCUCUGACCUCUCACCGUGAGAGGAGCUCACACUGAGACUUUUUUAAGAGGACGCUCAUGAUGGACGGUGAUGGACGCCUCCUGAGCUAUUCUACCAAAUGUUCUGUCACAAAGAAAAUAACUUAUUUAAAGUCUUGAAAAAGACUGCAGCACUGGACGGAUGGAUGAAUCUGAAACUGUCGAUAUUGGACCAGCGAGAAGGGCUCGAGGCUUCCUGAGAUGUGAAUUAACUUUGAGGAGGAAACAAACCAAACAAAAUUACUUUCAGGCGAUCUCAGGGGAAGGAAUCCUGACUUCUGAACACGUUUUCUUAGUUUGUGAUUCUCUUCAUCGUGUUUACCUGCUGAAACAGCACAGACUCACUGAUUGUGUAGCAUCAUUUAACACCGUCAUUAGACCUCUCUGGAUAAUGACAGAAGGAGCUGCAGGAAAAGGGAAGUAAUACUGCUGCUGCACUCUGAAGAUGGUUAUAAAGUGAUGCUGGGUAACGGGCACCAUGCUGCUUUUUGCUCUUUAGCUUGUUUUCAGCAUCAGUUGUAGGAACAUGAAACAGCUGCAGAUAUUAUAAGGAAGGACGUAAAAACAUAGGAGCAGAAAGUCUGAGUCUUGGAAAGCCUUUAUUGGUGACAAUAAUGACAUGGCCACUCUUAUUAACUUAAUUUAAUUUAUGCAGUGCUUUUCAAGUGACUACAUUAUAAACAAAUCUGCAGCGUGAAAAUGUCAAAAUUUAGCAAAAUCUGCAAGAAAAUAAACAGUAGGACUGAAUGAUGGAUGAUUACUUGAAACAAACAUUUAUUAAAUCAAAUAUUAUUUUUUCUUUUUGUAUUCUGUGAAUGCAAAGUGUUAAACAAAUAUUUUCCUUUUUUUUAGGUUUUACAAAUAUAUGUCCCACAAGUGUUUAUAAUACAUUUUAUCAGCUAUAUUUAAUGCACUGGAGAGUUCCACUGGUUUCAUUACAUUUUUAUCAAAAUAAAAAGAUUUUUAUCUAAGCA
Messenger RNA from Nothobranchius furzeri (turquoise killifish), 4366 nucleotides. It is a transcript of the gene itga4, whose product is annotated as integrin alpha 4. Gene Ontology annotation, cellular component: integrin complex; external side of plasma membrane. Gene Ontology annotation, biological process: cell adhesion mediated by integrin; cell-matrix adhesion; integrin-mediated signaling pathway. The record is from RefSeq and is a predicted model, not a curated record. Gene Ontology annotation, molecular function: integrin binding. Lineage: Eukaryota; Metazoa; Chordata; Actinopteri; Cyprinodontiformes; Nothobranchiidae.